This is a messenger RNA of Hippopotamus amphibius kiboko, 171 nucleotides long. RefSeq names its product 60S ribosomal protein L39-like. Gene Ontology annotation, molecular function: structural constituent of ribosome. NCBI's taxonomy places the organism in Eukaryota, Metazoa, Chordata, Mammalia, Artiodactyla, Hippopotamidae. Gene Ontology annotation, biological process: translation. The transcript is spliced from 2 exons. Gene Ontology annotation, cellular component: cytosolic large ribosomal subunit; ribosome. The record is from RefSeq and is a predicted model, not a curated record. Bases 1 to 171 code for a protein of 56 amino acids.
AUGUUGCUCCUCAGCGUAUCUUCUCACGAGACUUUCAGGAUCAAGCGAUUCCUGGCCAAGAAACGAAAGCAGAAUCGUCCCAUUCCCCAAUGGAUUCGAAUGGAAACUGGUAAUAAAAUCAGGUACAACUCCAAGAGAAGACAUUGGAGAAGAACCAAGUUGGGUCUAUAA